Molecule: messenger RNA, 1357 nt
Organism: Colletotrichum navitas
Lineage: Eukaryota; Fungi; Ascomycota; Sordariomycetes; Glomerellales; Glomerellaceae
Exons: 7
Coding region: 1-1158 (385 amino acids)
Source: RefSeq, a predicted model, not a curated record
AUGCAUCCUUCAGUUGAUUUCAGUCACAUAUUUUUAGACGUAACAGCCAAUGGUCGUCGGAUAACUGGCCAAGCUAUUCCCAACUACGGCGUCACAGACGGGUCCCAAAUUGACGGCGUGGUUGUCGAGAGCGACAUUCGUCACUCGCUCAUUCGCAACCAUUUUGAGAAAUCGUCAAUGAAUAGUAAGAUUGCGGUGGGCUACUCUGGACUGAGUGUUGCAUUGAGUGCUGGGGCGAACUCUGAGGCUGAGAGAAGCCUGUCAUCCGAGCAAAACAUGCCUAUAAAGAGAAUGAUCGGUAAAUACAUGUUAGUGUAUUCCACACUACCUGUGGACAUGGGAGCAGACUCGAAGAAAGAGACGACGAAAGGCAAUGAUCAGAGCACGAACCGCAGCUAUGAAGCCAGCAGCGAUAAUGUGGUUUUUGAAGCUGUUGGCGGCAACACCAUCUUGGCUUCCAAUCCAAGCCAGGGGUGCCCCACCGUCGGCGACCACGUCAACUGGAGAGUCAUUCAGCGAACCGGUUUGAGAAUGAUCAUCGAUUCUCUGGUCGAUUGCGGGGAUCCUCAGUUCACAGAUGCUGCCGAGGUGUUUUCUACUACAACUCAAGGCCCCGUCAGGAAGUGCAUUAGCAUCCCCAAAUCCUCCAAGAUCAAUGUUCAAUCCCGCUUCAAGACGAGAUUAACCGGCGAUGACAGAUCGCACUACCUCUAUCAUGAUAUCUGUAAACCCAUUGUUGUCCAGACACGCCGUACGCAGCGACCAUCAGAGUUGGUGGACGGCUCGAAGUUCCUAUCCGUUCUCCGCACAUCCGCCGGCCUUAUCGUUCCCUGCAUCACCACCUCAGAGCAGUUUUUGUGGAGGACCCGCGAGGUCCUGAAGCCUCAUUCCAGGAGCACCAUCAGCGACAACCUGUCUCUCGCCCCGCUCAAGCACGAUUCCCUGCUGUGCCUGACGUUUGACUUCGAAGACAACCCGCGCGGCUACCGAGAUUUCCAGGAUGACGACCGCGGCUUCCGCAACGACCGUAAAGUGCUUCUCCUUGCCGAUGACGAUUCCUUGAAGCCCGAUUCGUCCACGAGUGUCACGAAUCUGGAUGAUGUCGAGAUUGCGGUAGGGAUUGCACAGUUCAGGAUUGAUGUUCGCGGUAAGCCAUGACUAAAACCAUCUCCGAUAUUAAUCCGAAAACUGAUUCGAACCUCUCGCGGCCCUAAACGGUAUGGAUGAUGAUUACGACAUUCUACAAAAGGAGGGCCGUGAUGUUGAAUCACAGUUCAAGGAGCAGCAGAAGAAGAUAAAGGCCAAGAAUGACGGUCGUUCGGAAUGGAGGAUAUUGAUUACCCCUGGGAGUUUGACU